Cadophora gregata is the source of this 2865-nucleotide messenger RNA. RefSeq names its product Mitochondrial distribution and morphology protein 10 (gene MDM10). Gene Ontology annotation, cellular component: ERMES complex; SAM complex. NCBI's taxonomy places the organism in Eukaryota, Fungi, Ascomycota, Leotiomycetes, Helotiales, Ploettnerulaceae. Gene Ontology annotation, biological process: mitochondrial outer membrane translocase complex assembly; protein insertion into mitochondrial outer membrane; establishment of mitochondrion localization. The transcript has 2 exons. Bases 52 to 1242 code for a protein of 396 amino acids. The record is from RefSeq and is a predicted model, not a curated record.
CGUGCUCGCAACACAGGAUUGAAGAGUUACGAUUUACGACUUGUUUUAGUUAUGUUGGAGUUCAUGGAUUAUGUGCAGAAUGCAUUCUACAAUGCAUCGCAUUGGAAUUAUGAGAAUUCAUACUCGCAUUUGACUGCUACUGCAAGAGCUCUCCUGGAAUUCGAAACCCCUCGAGGACUGCGGCUGAAUCUUUCUUCACUCUCCUCUCCGAAUUUUGCUACAUCAUACGCCAUUGGAAGCGUCGGCUUGGUAGACGGUUCUCUUUCCUACCUAUACACAUCUCUUCCACUCCAUGCGACUUCGAAGAGUGGAGAAAUCGAACUACACGACGUAAUACGCGGGUACAGACAAAUACAAGAGUUACGCAAACCAGACGAGUCAUGGAUGUGGGAGCAGUGGCAAGGUGGAAAGCGAAUAGACAAACGCGACACGUUACUAUACGGCCGGCUUUACCUACCGCAAAGCACCUUGGAGGCCUUGUACAUGCGUCGAAUAAGUCCUACACAACAGUUGAAGCUUUCUGCUGUUAGCGACAGUCGCCUGCGGAAUGGAGGAACAAUCCUCGCACUACAUCAAUACGAUGUCGGGAAAUACAGUGCUGACACUCUGUAUUCGACAGAUGGUGGUCUUGUUGGGAUUCGAGGUCUUUACAAUUUUGGCCCGGAUCCAAGGAAGGAAGUCACAGAGCUUCCAAGAACGGACGAUCGUUUCUAUGGCCGAUUCAGUGCUGGAGCAGAAAUGUAUUAUGGUUCGUUGAACAAGUCAGGAGGAGUGAGCUUUGGUGGGCGAUUCGCAACGCUGCCUGCUCAUAAAGGAGUACCUCUUACGGCAACUCUUACUCUGAAUCCACUCAUGGGAAAUCUAAGCACGACUUAUGCUGUCAAGGCGGGUAAGAACUUGGCGCUGUGCUCGAAGUUCGACUUCAACGUUUACAGCUAUGAAAGCGACGUAAUGCUUGGCUGCGAGUUGUGGAAAAUGAAAGCGAAAGUACCGAAAGAGAAAGAACGAAGCAUGCUAGCCAAGCUAGAAUGGAGACUUGAUCCUGUGGAAGAAAAUCCGAUUCCCGAGCCAGAUGAAGUUGCUGGGGUCUUGAAAGCUAGGGUUGACCAGAACUGGAACAUUGGACUGGUUUGGGAAGGCAGGAUAAAAGACCUGCUCUUUACGCUCGGUUCGUCGAUCGACAUGAAGAGGAAGGAUCAGCCAUUUAGAGCCAUUGGUUUGGAACUGCAGUAUUCAUCGUAAAGCCUUAAUAGACCUGGCUCAGACGGGGCCAGUUUGGAAUCGAGGAUAGAAACGGAUUCGGCAGGAUGCUUUGAUGCCCAUUAGCAUCUUAGAUGUGUUUGAAACCACUUUAAGAUAACACUGCUAUCGUGGGAAUAUAUCAAUACUACUUGGAGGUAAGCAAGUCGCAACUUCGGCACAGCAAUCGAUCGAGCUAGCCCUAUCAAUCAAACAAGCACAGACCGGCUUCAAUAAUCUUCUCCCGGUACUGGCCAAUCACGGGAACACCUUGGUCAGAUCAAAGAUGUUUCUACGGCUCGUGGAUUUUGCGCUCAUGAGCGGCCGCAUCAUCAGCCCUCUAACUACUCGCCGAUUCUGAAUCUAAGGCAGCCUUCAAUUGCCACUCGAAGCACUCUCUUGUCCACUCGAAUUUGGGCUUCACAAGGAGUCUACUCAUGAGGUAUGGAUCUCUUUUGGAAGUAUAGUCCUUUCUCUGGAACUUCAAACAUCUCAUCUUGUGUACAUGUGUAUGAUGACUGCGCACCAGGUCCAUGCAUGCGCCUCGGACAUUUACGAACGGCACUUUUCGUGACGCUUCUCAGACCAGAGAUCAGCAAAGCCAUGAGUCCCUUGCGUACUACACAGACAAACUAUCACCAUCGCUUCACCAAGAGCUAGAAGAUAUGUCAUGAUUGCACUCAGAUUCAUACGACGGUGGCACCUGUUCUGGCUUUUCGCUUGUCCAUUCUCAGCUCACACAGAACUGUCGCUUGAAAAUAAACUCAAUAUUACCGGCUCAUCUCGCGCUGCGGUUUUCUCCUACAAACCCUGCUGCAAUCUGAUAAAGAGCAACUCGGAUGUGGUCGUGUGGGUUCAUUAGCCGUGGUGCACAUUUCUGGUUCUCAGCAACUUUAAGUUGACUUCUGCCAGGCAUGUAUCUCGAUGAUAAAUCCCACUUGACAUGGAGGUGAAGACAUGCAGGAUACAGUGAGCUGUGGUAGCAUUCACUCGGCCCGUUCUGUGCUCGUUUUGGAAUAUCUUCUGGUAGUCUCGCAAUCCUACAUUCCAUCCAAUGCUUGUCCUGUCAGGUAUUGAACGCAGGCUGCUUGCAUAGAAAGCUCUGUCAAAAGCAGUCUUAUUCCGUAUCCAGGGCAUGACCAAACUGUUCGCGUCGUCCUGUUUGCGUUCGGUACCAUGUACAUUGCCCAAUUCAGACAGCAAGUUCUCCGGGAGUUUACCAUCCUGAAGUAUGGAGGCAUGCCUAAAGGGCUACAAUUCCAGUGAAGGCGAGAUUUAAUCAUCUGUAUUCUUGUAUUACCAUGUUCUUGCAAUCGCCCUUGAUUAUGUGAUGAAACUCGACAUUGGUUUGUAUUUACAUGUCUAUCGUACUGAGCCAAGUUUGCCGGCUAUUGGUAGCGUUCGGGCAAAUUUAUGGUCAUUGAUCCGGGAGCAGAACCCUGCAGGCGAUGUGCACCGGCUCAAUGAGUCUUGAUAGACCCUAACAAGUUAAGAGGAGCGAUGAUCUUCCAAUUUUAAGUUUAAGAAUAAUCUCUUCGGACAUCCCCAAUACUGAGUCUACAAUGGUAGACCGAAUGGAUGGGACCAAUGCAAUGCGUGGGAGGCAUUUGAAGAAUUAUCGUCCGU